Molecule: messenger RNA, 1590 nt
Organism: Fusarium mangiferae
Lineage: Eukaryota; Fungi; Ascomycota; Sordariomycetes; Hypocreales; Nectriaceae
Exons: 1
Coding region: 1-1590 (529 amino acids)
Source: RefSeq, a predicted model, not a curated record
AUGCAGAGUCUUCCCCCGUCUGACAUACGUCUCCCAGCCGAGAUAGUGGUGAUGGUUUGCUCUUGUCUAGGGAAACAAGACCAGCUUAACUCAAGAUUGGUGUCUGGCAAGCUUCAUUACGCGGCAACAAUUCAAGCCUUUAGAUCCAUCAGGCUCAAGCCUGACGGCGAUUCGCCUUUGCAAUUUAGACAAAUUGCAUUGUCAGAUAAACUGCGAGGUUUCGUCAAAGAGGUGACGAUCGAUACGGAGCUGGAUCCAGGCGUUCCGUUCCAUUCCGAAGCCGAGGACUUCUCUAUUUGCCAAAAUUUCCUUGAGUUUCUUCCCUACCUAGGCAUGUUCAACAAUCUCAAGCAUCUACAUAUUCGAUUCAGCCGAUCGUCUAAUCCACGAAGCAACAACAUAGAGGAGAGUUUACACUACCGGUACUUGGUCUUGGACAUUAUUUCGCAUUGCGUGGUCGGGAUGUGGACACUGGGAUAUCGAAAAACGGUCUAUGGUGCAAUGCUACCGCCUGCGAGCAGCCAUAUGUUCAGAUAUAAACAUGAUACGCCAGUCCUACUGGGAGCCUCGCUACAGAUCAAAGAACUUACCAUUUCACAUCUCGUCGGCUACAAUGAUCCCAGACUGAUCCAUUCCAAGGCCUGGAACAUGCUACUCCGGUUGCCAACCAUCAUCGAUCUGAAACUGCUGAUGGGAGAAAAUCACCCCGAAAACGGAACCGAUCUCUCUGCUGGGAGGUCCGAAUUCUUCAGUGCUUUGCCGUCAAAGUGGCUCCAACCUGAUGUAGUCCAGAAACUACAAGUAUUGUCACUGUUCUAUACAGACUUCUGGGGCUGGUUCCCGAGAAUGGACCUGGACCAACUUGGCGACUUGCCAUCCCUUAGGGUUCUGGCCCUUGGGCGCUAUAUCUUUACCGAUAAGAAACAGACAGACUGGAUCGCGUUUCUGGGGCAGAACAAUAAGAGCGGAGGGCUUGAAGAGCUUUAUAUUGACGAGUGUUGCAUCAUGUUUCAAGCUCACCAGCGUGGGCCUUUGGCAGCUGGUGGUUAUCCAAUUCUAGCCGCUGACAUAGAACGUACCGAAUACGACAUACGAUGGCAUCACGUGCUGUCAGAAUGGAGGAUGAGUAUGAAAGGCCUCAAGAAAUUUGCCAUGGGAGUUGGAGACUUUGGUUGUCCCGUUCGCACCAUCGUGCCUUUUUUCCCAUGGGGUCCGUUCAGUGCGGCCAUGAUCGUGGCAGGCGACCCUCCACAGUGGUAUUUCGGGCACAAUCGCCACAGAUUCUUUGCAGAUCCUGGACCAGAAGACUUUGUCGUACGCCUCUUCGACGCCUAUCAGUCACGUCGCCAGAGCUCGAGGGCGGUGCCAAUGGGGAACUACUUGCUGGGCGCGGGAUUGACACAGAGUCGGAGAGCACGGAUGCGAUACGCUUCGUAUGACGUUCGCUCGCCAUAUGGUUGGUUUAUGGGCAAUCAGUUUACGAACGGGGGCUAUGAUCGUGCUUGGGCACCUGAGCAAGAAACUGUCGAGUUUGACGAUGCUGCUUACGCAUUGCUUAUGGAGACUAUCCGAGAUAGACUAAGAUCUUAG